AUGGCUUGCCGCUGUGCCGUCCCGCUCCUGGCAGCCGCACUGGGAUGUCUCCUCGGACCUUUGGUCCAUGGACGACCACCUGUGAGCUCCCGUCCCCAACAACAACACAUGGACACCAUUGCCGAGAACAACGAAGGAAGCGAUGCUGGGGGCGACUGGGGUGAGCCCCAACCUGAGCCGGCGAGCGACCCUUACCAUCAGUGGAACAGCCAAUGGACAGCGGGACAGACAGACCUGGGGUCGGGUCAGUGGUCGCCUACGUGGUCGUGGACGUCGUGGUCCACAUGGGAACCGUCGUCGGAUCGGGAUGGAAACCUUGGACCCGGGCAGUGGUCGCCUACUUGGGCAUGGUCCUCCUGGGGCGAGCAACAUGGAAGUGGUGCUGAUGCUGGACAAGGGCCCCUGGACGUCAUAGAGGGUGGCAUAAUGACCGGUGGGAUGACAACUGGGACAACUGGCAACAACACCACCAAUGGCAUGACCCACGGAGGGAUGGCCACCGAGGACAUGAUGUACCGCGAGAACAUGGAGCUCCAGUUGCACAUCGAAGACACGCUGAUUCAGAACACCAUCGACCUGCUGACCGUGCUGACCGACGAGGAGAAAGGGGUGAAGGUGACUACCUCUGGGUGCCUGGCUGGGGUCGUGGUGCUCCUCUUCUACCCCCUGAACGUCGUGCCAGUGGGUUCUAUCGUGCUGGCAAUUGGGUUGAUCGGCCUCGUACCGACUGGGAAGAACGCUGGCAAAGAGGGGGGGGCACAGUGGUUUGAUGGAACCUUCCGACCUGCAGCAUUUCGUCGUGCUCAAGCUGAUGGAGCCGGGGUGACCGUCGACAAUGACCUCCGCGACUACUUCCGGGAACUUCUUCAACGGGCUGACAACCGUGGACCUCCUAGUGGAAGCGGCGGUGCCAGUGGCCAAGGAUCCCGUGAUGGAGACCCUCAACGACACAUGGUGCAUCAGGUUCGUUCUACAACGGGGGAUGGGACGUGGACCUCUCCGUGGUGGAGUGCUGACGAAUGGAGAGAAUGGGGGCGUGCUCAGUGCCGGAACAUGGGAUUUGACGGGAGCCACUUUGCAGUCGACUGGUCGGGCCCUGGCCUACCUGAGAUUGAGCACUAUGUCAACAUGCUCAGGGUUGGAACCACUUCGUUCUGCCGACCUUCAUGGACUAUGACAUCGACGACCUCCUCCACGACCUCUGCCUCUUCUACGACUUCAUCCGGGACGUCAUCCUCGCAGUCUUCCAGGGCCAGUUUUCCCUCCAGCAGUGGGGAUGAACGAGCAGACGGGACACUGGAGUCUGUGGAGGAUGAAGUGGCCAUGAUGCAGACUGGGGCGACGGGCCGUGCCAGGGAUGGUGACGAUGAGGAAGCUCGCGGACAUAACCGUUCUGGCGAUGAAGAUGAGCAGGGUUCCAAUGCCACCAUUCGGGAUGACCAAGAACAGCCACCGGCUCAGAGUUUCCAACUCACCGCUGAUGAACGAGAUGAACUCAUGGAACUGGGGUGGGACAGUGGUGUCGUCGAUGACCUCCGGGAGUUUCUACUGUACCUCGAGGAUAUCCGUGAAAGAGCUGGGGUGGAAGCUGUGUCCUGGGCGUUGGGACAGUGGGCACACUCGCUCAUCCUGUCGGAGGCGACCCUUGAUCUCGUACAUGACAUCCUCUUCCGUCGCGUUGGGGGUGAAAAUGAGCAGCGGCCGGAAGACCUUGGGAUGAGAGGUAGACUUUGCGUGGGCUUCGCCGGCUUCCAGAAGGUGCUCGGGGCGUUCCACCUUCAACUAGUCCAGCGGCUCCUCCAGGACGUGUGGCUCCAGGCGGCUGACGUGGGUGACCCCCCGUAUCUUCCCGCACCUGGGAUGAUGAUCGCUCAGAACACGAACACGGCCGCCGUGGCCUUAGAAACUGCGAGAGCCAGGGCGAGAGCGAUGGUGGAACGAGCGCGUCAACGACAGCGGGGAGGUGAACACGCCGAUGCUGGGGAUGUUCCCACACGAGGUGCAAGAGGAAGCGACGACCCAGCUCCCACCAACGACAAUGGCGACAACGAGGACGUCAGUGCUGAAGGGGAUGCAACGAUCAUGAUGCAACUCACGCCUGCUGAGGAGAAUGAGCUCGACGAGUUAGGGGUGUGCGAUGAACUACGUGGAGCACUUCGUGAACUUUUGCGCGGGUUGGAACAGCAAGAACAACGAGACGUUGGAGCAGAGUACAGAUGGGGCGUGCAACAAGUCCUUGAUGCUGCCUCCAGUGCACACAUCGUCGCCCAAGGGAUGGAGCGGAUCUUGGGAGCGAGAGUUCGUCCUAGCGCGGUGAUGUGCAGCUAUCCCAGCCAGCGUGUUCCACCCUAUGGGGCGCUACGCUCGAGGGUCGCAUCAUGGAUGAGCGAGUUCCAGUUCCUCGUGGUGAAGUCGUUCGAGAAGGAACUUGAGUCGGCGCUACGUGAGCUCACGGGAUGUCCCCCGGGCUCUCUUGAAAUGGUGGGACCACUUGAAGAUGGUGUUGGGCACUCCCGAGCCACUCGGGAUGCUCCACGUGGAAGCAGGUCGCGCUCACGCUCUACAAGACGCCCUGGGGCGGCAGCCACUCAACGGGGUGAACGCCCUCCUGCCGCAGAACCCGUAGCUAAUGCCGCACCUCCUGCUCUACCACAGCCUCCAGUUCUUCCUGUUCGUGCUGCACUACCUCCUGAAGAACCGGCUGUCUGCCCAGCCUCCUCUUCUGGGGGUGAUCGUCCUACGAUGCCUCUGCCGCCCACUGUGGGAAGUAGCCCUGACCUUGGGAUGGAAAACAAUGCUGAAGCGACUGUGUCUGCUGUUCCACAAGGAGAUGGUGGCCAUGCGCCUGACGACCCUCGUGAUGAAGGCGUUCCUCCUGUUGCUGGUGCCGACGCUGGACUACAAGUACGUGCUGCUCUACCUGGCCCCGCUGUUCCUCCUGUACCUGGGGAGCCUCCGCGUGCCGAACAGGACCCUGCUGGGUUACAGGUGCGUGCUGCUCUACCUGACGCCGCUCUUGCCCCUGUUCCUGGGGAGCCUCCUCGUACUGAACGGGAUCCUUAUGAGGGCCGUGUUGGAAUCCACAAGAAGUCUCUGUCUGAGGGAUGA
Molecule: messenger RNA, 3108 nt
Organism: Symbiodinium sp. CCMP2592
Lineage: Eukaryota; Dinophyceae; Suessiales; Symbiodiniaceae
Source: the annotation of a GenBank genome assembly